AUGUUGAAAAGCAGCAGCAGCAACAAAGGCAGCAGCAGCAAAAGCAGCAACCCCAGCAGCAGCAGCAGCAGCAGCAGCAAGAGCUGGGGCGAGUCGCAGCAGGGGGCCCCAACUUCUUUCAUACAAAUGGCGCUGCAACACGCAGUAGAAGAACAGGGGCCCCAGGGGGCCCCCAAGGACCCUAUUGAGGAAAUGACGGCUGAAGAAAUGGUGGAGAAGAUAAUUGAAAUGCAAGAAGAACUCUCAGAUUUGUCUUAUCAAGUGGAGGCUGUACGCCUCUGCAAUUCAACAUUAAAGCAGGAGAAUGACGGCCUGCAGCAGAAGAUAGAUGCCCUCAAGCAGCAGCUACUAGUGGCUCCCCAGCUGCAGCAGCAGCAGAAGCAGCAGCAGCAGAAGCAGCAGCAGCAACAGCAGCAGAAAAUAGAACCUGCAGCGUCCGGUCAUGCUACCCCUCGGCUUGCUGCUGCUGCUGCUGCUGCUGCUGCUGCAGGGGCCCCUUCUACUCCAAUAAGUAAGAGAGAACAGCAGCAGGAGGAAGCAGCAACAACAGGGGCCCUUUCACCAGCAGCAGAAGCAGCAGAUAUUGAGGGUACUUCUUUGGGGCCCCCCUCUACCCUUUGCUCUGAGGCCUGA
Messenger RNA from Eimeria acervulina, 633 nucleotides. RefSeq lists its product as hypothetical. The record is from RefSeq and is a predicted model, not a curated record. Lineage: Eukaryota; Apicomplexa; Conoidasida; Eucoccidiorida; Eimeriidae. Bases 1 to 633 code for a protein of 210 amino acids. The transcript has 4 exons.